UUCCCUUGUUUUAUUUGUGACGAACAGCAACGCUAUGAAUUGAACGAAGAUGAGAAUGGUAACGAAAAAGUCGGUGAUUUGAUAGAUCGAGAUCGAAGAGAGGGUUUCAUUGCUGUUGAAGAAAUGGAUGAGCAUUUGAAGGAAAUUGCUGCGAAUGUUUGGGAAAAGCCACAGACAGAUAUUCACGCACUCAAGUUGGACAUUGAAGAGUUGUACGAUCAUAUACAAAACUUCACAAUAACCGUCGAUGAAGCAGAAAGUGCUUUAAGAGAGUUGAAAUUGCGUUAUGAUGGUGUGACAAGUGAACGCGAACAAAAUGAACAUAACGCAUUAAAAUACUGGAUUGAAUUACCGUCGAUUAGAUAUCGUUUAUUGAAGUUCGAAGAACGUUUGAUGGGCUUCGAUAGGAAUGAUUUAUCGACGGAUGACAUCAAAACUGAUCAUCAAUUAUAUGGAAGAAAUCAAAUGGAAAUUAUAAAAAUCGACAAUAUGCGAGCGUUCAUAAAUGAUUUGGCGAUUCAGUUGAAAGCAGUUUAUGAGUAUUACUUCAUUAGUGACGACGACCUUCUAAACGCUGGUAUAGUUAUUUCGCAAACAGAGAACAAUCUAACGAAACGAAGGGAUUUAUUGCCUACACAAAAACCGAAAAAUCGGUGCAUUUGGUUCUUCUGCUUCUGA
Molecule: messenger RNA, 678 nt
Organism: Anisakis simplex (herring worm)
Lineage: Eukaryota; Metazoa; Nematoda; Chromadorea; Rhabditida; Anisakidae
Source: the annotation of a GenBank genome assembly